Molecule: messenger RNA, 721 nt
Organism: Amaranthus tricolor (Joseph's coat)
Lineage: Eukaryota; Viridiplantae; Streptophyta; Magnoliopsida; Caryophyllales; Amaranthaceae
Product: 10 kDa chaperonin, mitochondrial-like
Exons: 3
Coding region: 77-370 (97 amino acids)
Cellular component (GO): mitochondrial matrix
Molecular function (GO): ATP binding; protein folding chaperone; metal ion binding
Source: RefSeq, a predicted model, not a curated record
AACUCUUUUUAGGGUUUUACAUUCUUCCAAAAAAAAUUCCUUUUUCACUCUUCUUUUUUUCGCUGUUUACUGAAAAAUGGCGAAAAGAUUGUUGCCAUUGUUGAACCGAGUUUUGGUGGAGAAGAUUGUCCCUCCUACUAAAACUACAGCAGGAAUUUUACUCCCCGAGCACAGCUCCAAGCUGAACUCUGGAAGAGUUCUUGCUGUGGGUCCGGGCCUUCGUAAUGAAGAAGGGAAUCAUGUCCCUGUUUCUUUGAAAGAAGGGGAUACUGUAUUGCUGCCUGAAUAUGGAGGAACUCCUGUGAAGCUUGGUGAAAAAGAGUAUCAUUUAUACCGCGAGGAGGAUUUGAUGGGCACGCUGCAUGACUGAUAUAACAGUGGCUUUCCUGCCUAUGAUCGGCUUCUUGUCCUAAUAAUGUCAUAGUUAGUCUUUAUUGUUCAUGAAGUAGCUAUUUUAUAUUCUAGAUUUGAGGCGUUGAACUUCAAAAAAACAUGUUUUUAUGUUGCAAACUACAAUGACAUUUCCUAUGAAUGCUAAAAUGCAUUCUUUUUGUUUCGAAUCGUAUCUUUUCUAAUUGGCAACGCAGAUUAUGUGAUUUAAUUAUGGUAAGUCAUUGGUAUUUCCUGCAUUACAGUAGUGUGUUCUUAUAUUUGUCAACAGCUAUGGAAAUUGUGACUAAAACUGUUGAAAUUUGUUAUGGCGGUAUGGUUGAAUCAAUAC